AUGUCGCAAGGAAAAAUUGUUCUUAUGGCUUGCGGCAGCUUCAGUCCCCCGACUUAUAUGCAUUUACGUAUGUUUGAAAUUGCCAGAGAUUACAUACAUAGUUUGGGAUUGGGCACAAUUGUAGGUGGCAUAGUCUCACCGGUGCAUGAUGCAUAUGGCAAAAAAGACCUUGUAGCCGCGCAACACAGAAUAUCAAUGCUGCAGUUAGCAGUUCGUUCUUCUGGUUGGAUCAAGGUCUCCGAGUGGGAAACACAACAGUCUGGUUGGACCAGGACUAAAGUCUCCCUGCAAUAUCACCAGGAUACAAUAAAUAACUAUUUAACAAAUGAAGCUUCGACCGAACCGCCAUCUUGGAUCCCUGAUGACAUUCUUAACGUGAACAGUAUAGACGAACCCGAUAACCUCAUGGAGAAGCUGAAUGGCAACUUGCAGGACGAUGGUAGAGUGACUAUCAAGUUGCUCUGCGGUGCUGAUCUUCUGGAAUCUUUCGCAACGCCUGGACUCUGGUCAGAUGAAGAUUUGGAGACGAUUGUCGGGAAGCACGGCUUAGUGGUUGUUACUCGAGCCGGCAACGAUCCAGGAAGGUUCAUAUACGAAUCUGACAUGCUUUAUAAAUAUCGGAAAAACGUAGUCCUUGUCACCAACUACAUAGUGAAUGAAGUCAGUUCCACGGUGGUCAGAAGGCUGGUGCGUAGAGGGGAGAGUGCAAAAUACUUAACGGAUGAUGCUGUGUUAGCUUACAUCCGACAGAACAGGCUCUAUGGUGCUACGCCUUACAUCACUGAGUAUAACCUUCUUAAUGACCUAAUCGCGAAUUGCAACAAAAAAUCACCGCAAGACGUGAUCAUGACGUCACCGGAAGAGACCAGUUUCAAGAACAUCCUCAUAUCGAUUCGUGACAAACCGUCCAUCAUAGACGAGACGAUAACAGUGAAACGGCCGAGGAAAUCCAACUUCCUCGCACCGAACCACACAGACUCUGUCAGUCCUGUCCAGGAUACUUUAAAGCCCAAAUACGCCUACGUAGACAAAGUCCCGGCCACAUAUGUGCCCGGGAAGGCUGUGAAGAUUGUCAGCGAUGAGAAGGAACACGCCAUUAAGGACGAAAAGGUAAGUUAUUCCGAAUCGACUUACUCCUCCUUAGAUAGCUACUUGACUAAGGAAGAUCUUGAUAUGUACAAAAGGAGGGUUAGCGAUGGCAAUGUGGAUCAUAGAGUUGACAAUGUAAGUGUGAAGAAACGGUGCUCGGCUUCCACCAUUCGCAAGCUGAAGUCUGAUGAAAUGCGCAAGAGUAAAUCCGAGGUGAGCAAACUCUGCGAUAAAGUGAAGAGUAUCAAAUUGAAGGAGAAAGAUGACAGGAAUUAUAAGACCAGGAGUUGCAAUGAUAUCGUUAGGUUGAUAUUAACUAAACACGGAAUACACGUGAUCAGUGACACUGAAGCUAUCGUCUAG
Molecule: messenger RNA, 1452 nt
Organism: Parnassius mnemosyne (clouded apollo)
Lineage: Eukaryota; Metazoa; Arthropoda; Insecta; Lepidoptera; Papilionidae
Source: the annotation of a GenBank genome assembly